CGGAGUUACUACAGCAGAACAUAGCUGUCUCCCUGCGAGUGGAAACAACAUGGUAUUUUUAAUCAGAAUAAUGUGCUAAAUGUGAAUUAGUGCUGAUAGUAUUCCAUGCUUACAUAUUACAUUUAAAGCUAGUAUUUGCAUAGUAUUGUUAGCAUUGUUCUAUGACGACUAUUGACGAAGUCCUACACACAUUUUUUUUGAGCAACUCCUGCGAUUUGGAGAAGAGACAUGGCUAGCAGCAGCAGUGUAGAUAUGGACCCUGAUGUUGCUCGGAGGCUGUUUGAAGAGGGAGCUACCCUGGUGUUGCUCGGGGUUCCGCAGGGUACAGAGUUUGGCAUUGACUGUAAGAGUUGGCAGGUUGGUCCCCGCUUCCGGGGAGUUAAGAUGAUCCCUCCUGGGCUGCACUUCCUUAACUACUGCUCUGUCAAUCCACCGAGCUGCGGAGGAGAAGUUGGUCCAAAGACAGGCUUGUUCCUCAAUCUCAAACCUAAGGACGUCCUCCUGGCGAACUGGAACCCCAAAGAGGAGGAUCUGGACUUCUCUGCUUCCCAGAACGAGGAGGAAGUGAGUCGAAUCAGAGCGAAUCUCCAAGAUCUAGACCCGUUCCUCGGACCCUAUCCUUAUGAGGUGAUGAGGAAGUGGGUGUCCCUCACAGACCGUCUGAGUGAGGAAGUGGCCAUCAACUUACAGCCUCUUUCAGGUCGAGUAUGUGCCUAUAGCGAUGUUGUUCCUGAGACCGAGUUCAGACACACCAAGGACCGUGCCGACCAGCCGAGGAACGACACGGCCUGCCAGACCAUGAGAGAGGGUCUUGACAGGCUUCCCAAGAUGAAGGAGAGGGAGGGGACACAGCUGCGCUUCUCUGUCAUCCCGGAGAAGACUUAUCCUCCUGGUGCCACGCCGGCACAAAUCACUCAGUGCAGCAUGGACCACACGUACGCCCUGGAGAUUGUGAUUGAAAAGAACCACCAGCAGAAGCCUCUUAACUUGCUCGGUGAGCUUCAGUUUGCCUUUGUGUGUUUCCUUAUUGGGAAUGUGUAUGAAGGCUUUGAGCACUGGAAGCGUCUUCUGUCCCUGCUGUGUCGAUCAGAGGUGGCCAUGCAGAAGCACAAGGAGCUCUACCUGGGGCUCAUUGCUGUGCUCUACCACCAGCUGGGAGAAAUCCCUCCUGACUUCUUCGUUGACAUCGUGUCUCAGAACAACUUCCUCACCACCACACUGCAGGACUUUUUCCAGUUUGCCAGUGGGCCGGGAGUGGAUGGCACGCUCCGCAAGCGAGCAGAGAAGUUCAAAGCCCACCUGACCAAGAAGUUUUCCUGGGAUUUUGAUGCGGACUUGGAUGACUGCGCGCCUGUGGUGGUGGAGCUACCUGAGGGUCAUACUGUGGACUGAGUUCACACUUAUAAUGAGCACCAGGACCCUGAAACAUGGUACUGUGCAUGUCUAAGUAGCCAUCUUGUGUCAACCAAAAGUAACCUGCACAGUGUCUUGUUGUGUGACUUAUCUGUACACGCCAACUAUGCCAUCUAGUGGUGAGAUUAAAGUAAAGCCGGGUUUUUAGACUACAAUGCCUUGUCUGUAACUCUACCAAGGAGGCAGUUUUUAUGACAAAUAUUUCAUCUGUUAUGAUGUAUUAAUUACAGCUGUUACAAUGAGCUCAGUUGACAAAAAUCUUAACUGUUCUGUAAGAAAACACAUAUUUACUUUGUUGUGGGAACCAUUUGCACAAGUAAAUCUAAUUGUGAUCAGAAAAGGCAUUGCUAAAUGGGAUUGACUGAAGUCUACAAAAUAUCCAUCCAUCCAUUUUCUACCGCUUAUUCCCUUCGGGGUCGCGGCUACAAUCGGGCGGAAGGCGGGGUACACCCUGGACAAGUCGCCACCUCAUCCCAGGGCCAACACAGAUAGACAGACAACAUUCACACUCACAUUCAAAAUAUAUUUUGAUUAAAAAGUAGUGUAGUCUAGUUAGAAAUGAAACCGGCAAUGUGUCAUAUCGGCCUCGGCCACUAGAUGGUAGUCAUGGGUUUUAAAAAAACACUAGUUGGUUUUUCAUGAUCAAUAUUUUUUCUACAGCACCUUCAAAAGCAACAAAAGCUUUACAAGGGGUACGCCAGGGCAACUGGACUACUGUGCAAACAUGACACAAAACAAGCAGCAGUACGAUUAAAAUAGACAAUAAAACUAAAACACUCGUAAACACAAUAAGAGGAAAAUAAAUUAAUAGAUCAUGCUUUGUCAAAGAGGAGAAUGUUUAUGACAGUAUAUAGAUAAUGUUGAUCAUGAUAUUUUACAUUGAAUAAAGGCUGUUUUUCUAAGUUCUGUGCAGGAUAACUAAGUCGUGGGAUUCUUUACUCUUACAUAGAGCUGCCGUAGCUCCUAAAAUAGGUAAAACAGCAACAACAGCUGCUGCCCAUGCAGGGGUUGCCUACUGGAUUUUUUUUCAUAGGGUCCAUAAUACCUGGUGUCGCCUAUGUCUGCAUGGAUACAUGAUAUAACCUUGUUAUAUGCGCACUGCUUCUGUCCAUUCAGCAUUAAUGUCCUUUCUUGUAAUUAUUUGCUUCAGUCAACAGUUCCAUGAACUUUAUCCUUGAUUUGAUAUAAAAGUAGAACCCAAAUGUAAUUAUGCGAAUGGAAAUAACAUGAGUGUUGAUAGACACAUAGUAUCCACCAGGACACAUAAUACCGGUUAUUUGGGUUAUAAUGCUUGCCUCUUGCUGAUCAGAUUAAUAUUGUGGUCCGGUAUCAGACCACAGACUCCCCAUGUGAGUUGUUAUUUUCCUUUCGUUUGCAACUUAAUGGAGCGACUGGUUUGGAUGAAAUGGCAGGAAACCUGUAGUAAACAUUUGUGGGCUCUUUUUCCUGUCUGAGGUUGAAAUGGGAUGUUGUCAGUGCACACAAUAUCCAGAAUGACACAACUGGGACAUAUUUAGUGGUCCAGCCCCUCUUAUAGUGAUGGAAUUACACUCUACAGCAAGAUGACUCAAUUGUGCCACAUCUAUUCACCUCCACUGCAGUGCCCUGCUAUAUUUCUGGUGUUGUUUGUGGCAUUCACCUUGAGGGACUCAAGUAUGCUGUUCUAUUUGUGGUGAAAAGUUUCUCCAUUAGAUGUCUGCUGGCUGUUUGACCUCGGGCCACAAGGUAGGCGCACAUGUCCUGCCUACCGUGCACUCAAACACACUGCUUGUUCUAACUGCACUAAAAACAGGUUGUGUGACUUCCUGACUAUGCAUUUUAAUAUGAAUUAUUUGUGACUGAACGUAUCUGGUGUUUCACCAUGGGUGUAUAAUACCUAUCAAUUAUUCAUGCGCUUGUGCUUUUUGAACACUCAUGUUUUCCCAAAACUCAACAUAUUUUAGUCUUUAUACUGUGCACUGCAUGCAUAUGCAUAUGAGAAAUAUUUGUGAUUGUACAACACAUGCGCUCGGGAUCUUUCUGUGUGGAGUUUGCAUGUUCUCCCCGUGACUGCGUGGGUUCCUUCCGGGUACUCCAGCUUCCUCCCACCUCCAAAGACAUGCACCUGGUGAUAGGUUGAUUGGCAACACUAAAUUGGCCCUAGUGUGUGAAUGUGAGUGUGAAUGUUGUCUGUCUAUCUGUGUUGGCCCUGUGAUGAGGUGGCGACUUGUCCAGGGUGGACCCCGCCUUGCGCCCGAAUGCAGCUGAGAUAGGCUCCAGCACCCACAAGCGGUAGAAAAUGGAUGGAUGGACACUCUUAUAUGCAUAUGCAUAUAAGAGACAUUUGUGAUUGUACAACACAGUCGGCCCAACACCUCAUGACAAUAAAACCAAAGAAUCAAAGAAUGGUUAGUAAAAUACACAGUGGCCCAAUCCAAAAAUCUGAAUAUUGUUUGCAGUGUGACGCUCAUUUACAUAUAGGCUACUUUUCAUAUUUGAAUCGAUUAAAGUACUCAACGGCACCAAUUUUUGGUA
This is a messenger RNA of Nerophis lumbriciformis (worm pipefish), 3927 nucleotides long. It is a transcript of the gene aar2, whose product is annotated as AAR2 splicing factor. The record is from RefSeq and is a predicted model, not a curated record. Gene Ontology annotation, biological process: spliceosomal tri-snRNP complex assembly. NCBI's taxonomy places the organism in Eukaryota, Metazoa, Chordata, Actinopteri, Syngnathiformes, Syngnathidae.